Messenger RNA from Suillus clintonianus, 1488 nucleotides. RefSeq lists its product as uncharacterized. The coding region runs from base 105 to 1391 and encodes 428 amino acids. Lineage: Eukaryota; Fungi; Basidiomycota; Agaricomycetes; Boletales; Suillaceae. The record is from RefSeq and is a predicted model, not a curated record. The transcript is spliced from 2 exons.
CUUAUGUACUACAUUAAAUCAUUGAUGGGACGACAUUGACCAAUUUUUGGUCGGUCUCGGUCACCAUUGGUGCACUGCAAAACAUAGUAAGUGUCCGAUCUUAUAUGUUCUCGCGCCCGUAUGUAAUAAUGUUCAUUCGCUUCAGCUUGCACGCUCACAAGUCACCACUCCAGACCUCUCAACUCCGUACUCACAGAUAUCUCAGUACCAACUAUUUCACCAUUGAAUUCAAAGACAGGAGCAUCAGUGCCAUCAUCACCGAACGCCACUGGCAGAGGCAGUUGGACUCAGUUUCGCACGAGAUCUCCGGCUUAAACGCAGUCAUGGAUAGGAUCGAUCAUCUUCACCAACAGGUCGUCGAAAAGAAGGACAUGAUUACCCAGCCCAUAAAUUUUCACGGGGGGCUCGGAUCGACGCGCUGCUGUUUGCCUACUGAAGUCCUUUCCCACAUUUUUGUCCUCUGUCUCCCGGAAGACAACUACUUGUCGCCAGCAUCAAAUCUGGCCCCCAUGCUGUUGACAAGAAUAUGCCGACUAUGGAGAGAGGUUGCUUUGAGCCUGCCCGGUUUAUGGUGCAGGCUGCGGCUGGGAGCCGAGUCCGAAGACUGGGAGCGGAAAUCUUUCUGCUAUGAGUUAUGGCUCAAACGAAGCAUAGGACGUCCCCUCUUUCUGGCACUCCAGUGCUCCGAAAUUGACUCGACCCGGCGAGCACGAAGCCUUCUUCAGCCUUACGUCGAUCAAAUCUCAUCUCUCUCCUUUCAUUCCUCCUUUGAAGCGAGCCAACUCAUAUUUUUGUUAAACGACCUCCCGGCACUUCAGGAGCUAAGCAUUGUCACAAUGAAUUUGCGAGCUCUUGUAGAAUGCAUCUCGCGACUGCCAUCCACUCUAACCAGUUUCAAGCUCACAGGGUCAUGGGCCAGCCUCAGGCUCUUACCUUCUUCCAAUCACACGUGGGCCCACCUGACAAAUAUUGUGAUCAAGAUACUAUCCAACGCGGUUUUCCACUUGCUCGAGCUAUGUCCCAACCUCUGCUCGUUAACGAUAGGCAUACUAUUCGAUGGCGUUCUGGACGUGGAGCCAUUCACGCACACCAAACUUCAAUCCUUACGUCUUGCUCCUUACUGUCUUGGAGUCCAGGGCCCAUCCGAAUUAUCAGACCUUCUCAACGCUAUCUCACUCCCCAAUUUGCAUAUGCUUGAAGUUUGCGGUGCACAACCGUGGCCUCAUCAGGAGUUACAGGCAUUGUUGACACGGUCAAAUUGUCCUCUGGAGACCCUGAUUUUAGGUGUUGGAGUGACCAUGACAGAUGACCAGCGAGCGGAAUACCUUGCCCUUAUUCCUUCCCUUCACGUAGUAGUGGAUCUCAAUCGUCCUGAUUUCUUUGCAAUUUAGUCGUCAUUUAUCAAUGCUCGUAGGAUCAUAUCUCUCUUCGCUGCUCAUUUUCGGCACCAUAGACAUUCAAUCAAUGAACAACUUGUGAUUCAGAGGA